AUGAAUCGCCAUCAGGCCGAAGGAACUGAAGUGCUUGAGGAGCUUGAGACAAUCACUCUGCAGCCAAUAGGUCGUGGUGUUCAUGAUCUUGAGCCGUUGGCCUCCUCAACUAUUCCUAGAUCCACCAGAGUGACGACGCCGCUUGAAUGCUCAGACAGUUGGAGGCGAGUGGCUCGGUUAUGUCAGCACUUUACUCAGGCGAAGACCUGGACUGGAUCUUUUAUUAUCGACUGA
Messenger RNA from Protopolystoma xenopodis, 234 nucleotides. NCBI's taxonomy places the organism in Eukaryota, Metazoa, Platyhelminthes, Monogenea, Polystomatidea, Polystomatidae. The record is from the annotation of a GenBank genome assembly.